This is a messenger RNA of Dothidotthia symphoricarpi CBS 119687, 543 nucleotides long. RefSeq lists its product as uncharacterized. Lineage: Eukaryota; Fungi; Ascomycota; Dothideomycetes; Pleosporales; Dothidotthiaceae. The transcript has 8 exons. The record is from RefSeq and is a predicted model, not a curated record. Bases 1 to 543 code for a protein of 180 amino acids.
AUGUUAACUACUAUUAAUAACCCUAAGAGUAGUAUAUUCCUUCUGUUAAUCUUUUAUAUAAUACCUAUAAAAGAGGAAGCUAGUAAAGAAAGCAGUAAUAAGGAUACUAAUACAGAGGAAAAAGUAGUAAGAGAAGAGGAAGAAGAGAAAGAAGAGGAAGAAGAGAAAGAAGAAGAAAAAGAGAAAGAAAAGGAAGAAGAGAAAAAUACAAAAGUUAUUAUAGUUAAGGAAGAAGCUAAGGCUAAAGUAGCUAUAGAAGUAGCUAUAGUAGAGGAAGAAGUAGCUAUAGAAGUUAUUAUAGAAGUAGCUAUAGUAGAGGAAGAAGUAGCUGUAGAAGUAGUUAUAGAAGUAGCUAUAGUAGAGAAAGAAGUAGCUGUAAAAGUAACUACAGAAGUAGCUACUAUUAAGGAAGAAAAGGAAGAAAAGAAAGAGGUUAUAGAAGUUACUACUAAGGUUAUAGAGGUUACUACUAAGGUUACUAUAGUUAAGGCAGAGAUACCUACUAGGAAGCGCGAAACUAAGGCUAGCUGGAAUUAUAAGUAG